Molecule: messenger RNA, 5506 nt
Organism: Temnothorax curvispinosus
Lineage: Eukaryota; Metazoa; Arthropoda; Insecta; Hymenoptera; Formicidae
Gene: Unc-115a
Product: actin-binding LIM protein 2
Exons: 16
Coding region: 713-3190 (825 amino acids)
Biological process (GO): cytoskeleton organization; lamellipodium assembly
Cellular component (GO): actin cytoskeleton
Molecular function (GO): actin filament binding
Source: RefSeq, a predicted model, not a curated record
GUGGCCGGUCGGCAGUCGACGAUCGACAGUCGCGGCGACCGUAUCGGCACGUGUGUAUCGCGAGCUUAUCGCGUCAAAAUUUCUCGCACCAUUUCGGAGCAAACGCUUCGAAAAAUUCGGGCCUGCUCUCGGCGAACAGUCGUGUAAAAAUUCCUACGUAUUUACCUGCGAUUCCACGAAUUCCGCGUGUAAAUACGACCGCAGAUUUUUGCAUAUUCCGGAAAAAGUAGCCGCGCUAUUAUCGACACACUCCACUCUCGGCAAACAACGUAAUCGCCUUCGGCGAAAUUUAUAUCUCGGUAAUCUAUCGAGGAUGCUACAUUACUCGACGCUUGGCUCGUAACGAUAUAUACGGGGUGUCGUGAACAAAAUAUUCUGCCGAAACGAAGAACGUGAACGUCGAGACGCAGGUGUUUUAGUCGGCGGUUUACUCACUGACGGAUUCCGUUUGAGCGAUCUCACGAUAGAUCGAACCACUGGACCAGGCAGGGACGCAAAUCGCAACAAAUCGGCUCGCGGCUGCUUCGAGUCGAACCUCGACCGAAAGGCAACGAAUCGCGCACCGAUCGUCUAAUUGUAAGCGGCUCGGCGCUAUCUUAUCGGUAUCUCGACAUCGCGCGCGGAAAAUAAGCGUGAAGGUGAGGAGGUGCGUGUGCCGGCGCGGCUCGUGUCCCUGAAAGAAAGAUUACGCAACGCAGACGGCAGAGGCACGAUGAAGUCGAAGACGAGCGCGAGCGAGAGCUUGAUAGCAAGUGAAAGCAGGGCGGGGAUCAUGAAAGACGGUGUCGACCAGCACAAGCAAAAACCGUUGAAAAAAGGUAAAACGUUUUGUCAAUCUUGUAAGAAGAAGUGCAGUGGGGAGGUACUGCGGGUGCAGGACAAAUACUUUCACAUAGGGUGCUUCAAGUGUGCUCAGUGCAACGCCAGUUUGGCGCAGGGUGGUUUCUUCGCACGUGAGGGCUCCUAUUAUUGCACCAAGGAUUAUCGGGAGCGCUGGGGCACGCGAUGUGCCGGUUGCGGAGAAUAUGUGGAGGGUGAUGUGGUGACAGCCGGCGAGAAGCACGCGUUCCAUCCGAAUUGUUUCCAUUGCCAAAGAUGCCGGCAACCGUUGCUGGGACAAGGAACAAAAGUGUCCCUUGUUCAAGGUCAAGCGCUAUGUCACCGAUGCGUUGGUAUCCCGGUCCGGGAGGCCUCCACGCCGAUCAGCAAUAGCGCCGGUACCAAGGGCGGCGGACAAGAUCCUGGUGCCUGCGCCGGUUGUGGAAACCAAUUGAGGGAAGGUCAGGCAUUGGUCGCGCUCGAUCGUCAAUGGCACGUCUGGUGCUUCAAGUGUUAUAGCUGCGACACUGUGCUCCACGGGGAAUACAUGGGAAAAGACGGCGUGCCUUACUGCGAGAAGGAUUAUCAGAAGCAGUUUGGAGUUAAGUGCGCCUACUGUAACCGUUACAUCAGCGGCAAGGUUUUGCAGGCCGGCGACAAUCAUCAUUUCCAUCCGACUUGCGCGCGCUGCACGAAAUGCGGCGACCCGUUCGGUGACGGGGAGGAAAUGUACCUGCAGGGUGCUGCCAUAUGGCAUCCACGCUGCGGUCCAGGACCUACCGGACCCAAUGGCAUCGUGAACGGACACGGGGACGCUCACACCCCGCAACAUCGAGAAUCGGAGCGAAUUUCCAGCAGCGCUUCGGAGAUGCAGUUUUCAUUGCGGUCACGCACGCCAAGCCUGAACGGAUCGCUGUGCAGCCCUUACAGCAGCCUCAGUCGCAAGUAUUAUCCCGCUCGAACUGGAAGCCCCGGCCUGAUCCUGCGAGAAUACGGACGACCGGCGGAAGAUGUGUCUAGGAUUUAUACUUACUCAUACUUGACUGAAACGCCCAGUCAAGGAUAUCUGAGACGUCCGAUACAACCGUACGAUAAACCCCCCACUAGCCCGCAUUUUCAUAGACCUAGCUCAUCUCGUUCGAUAAGAAGCAGCGGUGGACGCAGCAGCAGAUCAGGAAUGAGAGCUUUGGUCGAUGCAUUGAGCGACACCAGACCGAAAUCGCCGGCAAGCCAGGUGGAUAACGAUGAGCCGAUAGAACUAGCGCAUUAUCCGGACGCCAUGAAACCACCCCCGGGGGCACAACCACCAAUCGAAAGAGAUGAUUUCCCCGCUCCGCCAUAUCCUUACACUGAUCCUGAGAGACGUAGACGAUGGUCCGACACUUACAAGGGAGUACCUGCAUCUGAUGAUGAGGAUGAUGUGGAUAACAAAACAUAUAUCAAGGAGGCGGAGCAGAAAUUAAAAAAAGAACAGGAUGAAUUGAGCAAAAUCGACACGGGAAUAGCUAAGGUAUUCCUGCAUGAUCGCGAAAAAGAUCGGGAGAAUUUGAGACACAGGGCUGCGAACGUCGAUCCUAGAAAUGCCUCGAGGACACCGUCUGCCGCCAGGGAACCAACGUACCGAUUGCGCUACGAGAGUCCCGUCGGUGCAUCGCCUUCACGGAAUAUCGAUCAUGCACGACCUUGGGAGGAUGAGGAUGGCUUCAGCUACAGAUCUAGCGGGCCUAGCUACAACGUUGGGAGGUCAUCGGCGCGCUCCCCGGCUCCCAGAAACUAUCCACCCCUUGGUACUCAGCGCGCCUUCACUCUUCCAAACGCCACUAGGCACUAUCACUCGGUGAUUGUGAGCUCCCUUCGGCACAUCCCGAAGCCGGGGUACGGUCUGGCACCGCGAAGUCACACCUUCUCCUCGACCGGCGGUUCCGUGUCUGCUCUCCCUGGCGACUAUUCCUUCAGCGGGAUGGGCGACAAGACGCACAGCACUGACUUCUCGUCUGGCAAGUCGGACAUAUCAACAGGCAGCAUCACGGAUGUGGAUCGACGGGCAUUGAAUGAUGGUGGAAUCCUUCCAUCGUCCACCACGUAUACGGGUGGCCUAGGUUCGGUUGUUGGAGGCCACCACGGGGGUCACCACGUAAGAAGAUCGCUGCCGGACAUGGGGGCUGCGCCAACCGAACCACCCAAGCUUUAUCCCUACCAUUUACUUGUUAUCACCAACUACAGGCUGCCAGCUGACGUGGAUCGUUGCAAUCUCGAGCGACACCUCUCCGACGCGGAAUUCGAAGCUGUUCUACAGUGCUCCCGAGCGGAAUUCUACAGACUGCCACAGUGGCGUCGCAAUGAAAUCAAAAGACGUGCCCGUCUCUUUUAAUUCACGCCACACAAUUUGCUUAUUACACAUCGCAUCGUGUCGCGAUUGCGUUACUGCGGUACGGACCGUACAUUCCUACUGCGUGGGUAGGUGCAUCGCGGAGAAAAAAAAUGUGUUCGACAACCAUUGCGAAUAUCUGCCGGCCGACGUGUGCUCGCAAAAAUGAGAGCUCCUCUAGACUAGGGCGCACGCGACCCAGACGCAUACGCAUACGCACACAACACACAUAUAAUGAUGCGGAAGCACUGCCACUUGUCGUCAAUUUUUUUCUCGCAGCAACGAAUCCACAGGCAGCUUUAUCUAUGACCCGAUCUGUUUAGCGACGUAGUCGUUUCCGAGUUCCAUCAUUCGGAGCUCUAUCGUGACUUGGUUUCACUCAUACACGUUGAAUACGCAAUGACAGUUGAUAUUAACGUAUAGGGGAGAAGAUAAUCAAAUACAAGAGAUUACGAUUAAAACUCUUAAUACAAUUUGCUAUUGUAAAUAAGAAGUUAAUCGAGAAAUCGAAAAGCGUGAGGGAGCAGCUAGGAAAGUUUCAAAGUACAUAACCGCGUAUUCGCUAAAUCGCAUACAUACAUAUUAACUUUGUGGAAGAUUACGACGCAAGGAAAAAAAACGCUACUCUAUGUAGGAUUUAUCAUUAUUAUUAAUUUUUAAUUACUAUUAAUAUUAUUAUUAAUAUUAUAUUUUACUAUGUGCAACAUGAAGAACUAAGAGUAGGUGAGCCCAGCUUGCUGAAUGGUGCGAUUGCACUGAUUAAUCGGACGAUUUGCGUGUGAUUUGUCACUUACUCUGCGACAAGGAUUAUUUUACAAUGUAGCUUGCGCGCAAAUACGAUGCCCUUGUGUGAGAAGAUAUCAAUUUGUCUUUAUCCUUUUAAUUAUCCGUGAUGUAUUAACUAAAGAAACGCUCUGCGGUGCGGAUUGCGAUAGACUUCUAUAAUCACUCGAUCACUCUACAUUAGAGUAUAACUAAGAAAAUCAGGACCAAAUUUAUAGUUGUGGUGGAUCUAGCAAUAACAUGGAAGGUGUUUUAUCACAUUUUAAUCAUACACGGAUUUAUUGUCACAUUCAACUUGUAGCAAUUUUCGCAAUAUUUUAGAAGUAGCAUAAGACAAAUUUUUUAAUCUUAUAUUCAUAUUCAUCUAUUUGGAACGGGUAGUGAUUCUUAACAUUUUUUUAAUGGAAGCGCUUAUUUAUAAUAUAUACCAAAAAGAAAAUUUCCAAUAUUUGAAACUAAAAAGAGAUGCAUUUUAUGCGGGAUGCAAAAACCACUCUUAUCGCGUAUCUCAUUAUAUUUUAUGCUACUCUCAGAAUAAUAUAUAAGUGAUAAUUUCAUUAAUUAUUAUUACUAAUUAAGCGAAAACUUUAAUUUUGUAGAUAUCGUAGCGAUCGUCCUCCACCCUUAAAUUAGGUCCUGCACAGAAUUAAAAAAUUUCGAAGUAAUAGAUCCAGCAGUUAAGCUAAUACUGGACGUACACGCGUCUAUUGAAUAGAGCAGAUUUAUGCAAAGCGAAUAAAGUUGAAUUUUCAUAUAUAGGUGAGAAACUCGACGUAUCGAAGUUCCGACUGUUACGCCGUAUGAUUAUUAUAUAUCUAGAUGAGUUUACUACGUAUUUGGAUAUGCAUGCGUGCAAUAAGAUUGACACGCUUCGUUCGAACGAAGUCACCGAACUACUUUGCUACCGACGCGCGUGCGACAUUUUAUCAAAUCAGCUGCGUUUUAUUAUCCACACAUUUCGCCCCCCUUACCUUAAGUCAUGUGCCUAACAAAUUAAUGUCGUGGGACAUUUGUGAGGGAGAGAGAGGAAUCGUUAGUCUUAUAAAGCGACCUAUACAUGCUUUGUGUAAGAUUCACAAUUCCUACCGAGGCAACACAUUCUGGAUCCCUUCAAAGCGACGAUCCUUUACGACGAUCUUUCAAGUGUCUUUGGAAUCUUUGUGUUGCCUUCGGUAAGCUUCGUCACGAAGAAAAUUCGACGUGCUCCAUGAUCGCUAACACACAAUUGAAUGAUUAUUUCGUUACCUCGAUGUCGUUUGAGAUCGACAUCGCUGUAAAAUCUCUUUCUUUUCUUUUUUUCUUACAAAUAUACUUUGCUCGUGUAAAAUGUAUUCGUGUAAUUCUUUUUUAUUUUGUUCUUAUUAUAUGUAAGUCUCGCGUCGGAUCCUAUUGAUUUUGUGUACAAUCGCACUCUUGAUCAUGGCGCAACGUUGUUGUUCUCACUGUGCAAUGCGAACCAAUGUAUGUUUCUGUUGUAUAGAGCACAUUGCUUCCGCUAGUCCCUAAAGUUAAAUAAAUGCAAAACAAAAAAGCUAA